Molecule: messenger RNA, 1089 nt
Organism: Gavia stellata (red-throated loon)
Lineage: Eukaryota; Metazoa; Chordata; Aves; Gaviiformes; Gaviidae
Gene: FAM43A
Product: family with sequence similarity 43 member A
Exons: 1
Coding region: 1-1089 (362 amino acids)
Source: RefSeq, a predicted model, not a curated record
AUGCUGCCCUGGAAGCGGAGCAAGGUGGAGCUGGUGGCGGGCGAGGCGCGGCGGCAGAGCAAGCCCAAGGGGUACGCGGUGAGCGUGCACUACUCGGCGCUCACCUCGCUGGCCCGCGCCUGCCCCGAGAGCGCCCUGCACCGCGUGGGCAGCAUGUUCCGCUCCAAGCGGCGGAAAUUCCGCGUGACCAGCGAGGACCCCACGUACACCGUGCUCUACCUGGGCAACGCCACCACCAUCCAGUCCAAGGGCGAGGGCUGCACCGACCUGGCCGUCUGCAAGAUCUGGAGCAAGAGCGAGGCGGGCCGGCAGGGCACCAAGAUGAAGCUGACCAUCAGCGCGCAGGGCAUCCGCAUGGCCCACGCCGAGGACAAGGGGCUGCGCCGGCCCGGCCACCUCUACCUGCUGCACCGGGUCACCUACUGCGUGGCCGACCCGCGUCUGCCGCGCGUCUUCGCCUGGAUCUACCGCCACGAGCUGAAGCACAAGGCGGUGAUGCUGCGCUGCCACGCCGUGCUGGUCUCCAAGCCCGAGAAGGCGAAGGCCAUGGCCCUGCUGCUCUACCAGACCUCGGCCACGGCGCUGGCCGAGUUCCGCCGGCUGAAGAAGCGGGACGACGCGCGGCACCAGCAGCAGCAGCUGGUGGGCGAGCAGAGCAUCCCGCUGGUGCCGCUGCGCAAGCUGCUCAACGGGCAGUGCUGCUACAAGCCGCCGGUGGAGCGGAGCCGCAGCGCGCCCAAGCUGGGCUCCAUCACGGAGGACCUGUUGGGCGAGGAGCAGGAGGAGCGGGCCAUGCACUGCGACUGCGAGGACAUCCUGGAGGCGCUGGGCGAGCCCGAGGGCGAGCUGCUGCGCGCCGGCGCCGGCCGCGGCGAGGGCCCGGAGCUGGGCCAGCUCCUCCGCGACCUGGGCGAGCUCAGCCUGGGCAACGACCUGCGCUCGCUGCGCGCCGACCUCCGCGUCCGCCGGCUGCUCUCCGGCGAGAGCACGGGCAGCGAGUCCUCCCUGGAGAGCAACGGCCCGGACGGCGCCGCCCCGCCCUGCAACGGCGCCGAGCAGCCGCCCCCCGGCGACCCCGAGACCGGCUGA